UGCAGGUCGCAAGCUUCUGGUAAAGUGAUAAGUGGGGAGGAACAUUUUUCAAGCAAGAAGUGCCUGGCCUGGUUUUACGAAUAUGCGGGUGAUGAUGAAGUUGUAGGGCCGGAAGGAAUGGAGAAAUUCUGUGAGGAUAUUGGCGUUGAACCUGAAAACAUUAUUAUGUUAGUUUUAGCCUGGAAACUGGAGGCUGAAAGCAUGGGAUUUUUUACCAAGGAAGAAUGGUUGAAGGGGAUGACCUCAUUGCAAUGUGACUGCACAGAGAAACUACAAAGUAAAUUUGAUUUUUUGCGUUCACAAUUGAAUGACAUUUCAACAUUUAAGAACAUCUACAGAUAUGCGUUUGAUUUUGCAAGGGAUAAAGACCAGAGAAGUCUUGAUAUCGAUACUGCAAAAUCUAUGUUAGCUCUUCUACUAGGAAGAACGUGGCCACUGUUUUCGGUAUUUUACCAAUACUUAGAGCAGUCAAAAUACAGAGUUAUUAACAAAGAUCAGUGGUACAAUGUGCUAGAAUUCAGCCGAACUGUCCACGCAGAUCUUAGCAACUAUGAUGAAGAUGGGGCAUGGCCUGUUCUUCUCGACGAAUUUGUGGAGUGGCAAAAGGUUCGCCAAGCAUCAUAGCGAAAACAGCUCGGGGGGGGGGGGAGAAUGCUGGCUCUCGCGAUGCCCACCUCUUCAAAAAACUGAGUCAAGAAACCAUGCGUUCACAUCCUUUUGAACUUUAUAGUCAUUUUUUUUCCUUUUAUUUUUAAAGGAAGCCUUGUUACAUGUGAAACAGGCAUUUGAACCACACCUCUUCUGAGACUGAAAGAUGGGGAUUUUUUUUUUGUCUUAAGUUUCAAUCAUUUCAGAACAAUAAACAUUCAGAUUUUCAACAGUCUUAAAAAUGAAGGAACAUCCCUUGAGUUAAGAGCGUAGUUUCUGUACUCUCAAAACCAAAACAUUGUAUGCUGCAUUGGAACGGCCCCAUCGGGGGUAUUUUGAGUCCCGGAGCUGUGUUUUGAAAAAUGUAGUAGGAUAUGGGUCAGGUAUGGUAGUUUUGCAAAUGGAAUGACUGUCUUUAGGGAGAAUGAUUGUUAACGUUAGGCCUUGGGUGGUGUUUUACUGACGCUCAGCUUCAUUUGUGCCAUAGGCCGCCACUUCACAAGGAAGGCGUGGCCUUAGUUCCAUUCGUUAUGGGGUUUUGAUUGGAACCUUUGUAGCACACCACAAAGAUGGCCUACCUUCAGUUCAGCUUAACUUUAACUAAGACGGUGUCUAUGAUAAAGCAACUGGAAGUUCUUCAAACAGUAAUUAAAUUGUGUUGUUUUUUAAAAAUUGUAAAUGGUUUGUAAUGCUAAAAAAACCCAACCCAAAUAUAGGCCCCUUUAAUGUACACUGGACUGAACAUUCAGAGCAUGACUAUCUUUACUCCCAGAUCUCCCGAUUUGGGUAACUCUGUUAGUGUUACUUGAUAAACUGGUUGCAUUUCAACAUGGAGGUAAAAAGUGGCUGCACUUCCUUCAUGUGGUAGAUGGCUGCCUGUCAAGAGCAUGAGAGAGGAAUUCUCUCUGUGUGUGUGUGUUGACUUAAAUGAGCAAGUGUAGAAAUCUGAAGUGUUGAACUGGCUCUGUAUUUGAAUACUUGAGCACCAUCAAGUGCCAUACACUCAAAUGUUACUUGGAUAAAAAUUAAAAUUGCCUCCCUGCUUGGGCCGAACACAGUUGUGCCCAAUAUGGUUUGCAGUAUGUAAAUCAAUUAAAUGUGUGAACAACGAUAACCAGUUAACUGGUGGGCAGAGAUUCGAGAAAUAAGCUGGCAUCCGGUCAGCCACCUUCAACUCAGUUCACUGUUUCCAAUCAGCUGUACCAUCUCCUUAGCGAACCUGGAUCAACCUUGUAAUAUGUGGUGAUAUCCCCAAAGCUUACCAGGCUAGGUAAGAAGUGGUAGUAUUUGGCUCAGGAUAAUAAAUGAGGAGGUGUGCUCUAAUUAGGUGCAGGUCCUGCCAACCUAGCAGUUCGAAAGCAAGAAAUUGCAAGUAGAUAAAUAGGU
This is a messenger RNA of Gekko japonicus, 2034 nucleotides long. RefSeq names its product defective in cullin neddylation 1 domain containing 5 (gene DCUN1D5). Lineage: Eukaryota; Metazoa; Chordata; Lepidosauria; Squamata; Gekkonidae. Gene Ontology annotation, biological process: positive regulation of ubiquitin-protein transferase activity; protein neddylation. Gene Ontology annotation, molecular function: ubiquitin-like protein binding; cullin family protein binding; ubiquitin conjugating enzyme binding. Gene Ontology annotation, cellular component: ubiquitin ligase complex. The transcript has 7 exons. The record is from RefSeq and is a predicted model, not a curated record. The coding region runs from base 118 to 624 and encodes 168 amino acids.